AUCAUCAAUCCCACGACUCUUCUCUCCACACUCAUGAAAAGUGCCAUUCUCUCCCUCAACUUUCAAGCACAUCGCACAUAUAAAACUGGUAGAAGCGAAAUUCUUCUCCACUGAGAAAUUUAUAGUCUUCUGACAAACUAAUACAGCAAAACUUUCCCAAAGCUCGAGAACAUAUCUCUCUCUCUCUCUCAAACACAUCUUCUGAAAAGCUGCGAAGGAUAAGACAAUGGCUUCUGGGACUGAUAAUUGUAUGAAGAGGAAAGGGAAGCCAGUCGAAGCCGUGACGAAUGUGCCUCUUAGCAAAGCAGCUUGGACACCAGAAGAAGAUAAGAAACUAGCUGAGGUUAUUGCAGUUCAUGGGGCAAAAAGGUGGAAGUCCAUUGCAUCCAAAGCAGGUCUAAAUCGGUGUGGCAAGAGUUGUAGGUUGAGAUGGUUAAACUAUCUCAGACCCAACAUCAAGAGGGGAAACAUAUCAGACCAGGAAGAGGAUUUGAUUCUUCGGCUUCAUAAACUCCUUGGAAACAGGUGGUCUUUAAUCGCCGGGAGACUACCAGGCCGAACAGAUAAUGAGAUAAAGAAUUAUUGGAAUUCUCAUUUGAGCAAGAAGAUAAAGCAGAUAGAGGAGCACUCGAGUGGGAGUUCAAAAAGAGAAGAGAAACAAGAGGUGGCGGUAGAGAAGAAGAUCCCUGAAGAAGCUGAGCUAACUAGAGAAGAGAUUUCCACUGAGGAAGCUGAAGACUCAUCAUCAAAACCCAAUUUUGAUGUGGAUGGCUUCUUUGAUUUUUCAGUAGAUGAAGGUCCAUUGAAUCUGGAGUGGGUUAGCCAGUUCCUUGAACUUGAUGAAACAACUCUUGGACUCUUCUCACAAUAAAACCUUCUUGUAUAAUAAGUUUUUGCCAUUUGGUACUGUUAAUAAAUGGCAGUCAUGGUAGGCAAAGAUAAUAUUCAUAUGCUUGAAGUGACGUAAGAGCCAUAAUUUGUGUUCUUCAUUAAUGGAUCAGCACCUUCUCAAUACUCUGAGAGUGAGACCUUUGUGAAAUAAGGGAGUCUACAUGGAUAUUCUUGGAAGGUGAUGGUAAGGAAACAUAUGAAAUCACAAGUGUAAUUAGUUCCAAUUCAUUGAUAUUUCGUGGUAUUUAA
Prosopis cineraria is the source of this 1140-nucleotide messenger RNA. Its product is annotated as transcription factor MYB3-like. NCBI's taxonomy places the organism in Eukaryota, Viridiplantae, Streptophyta, Magnoliopsida, Fabales, Fabaceae. The transcript is spliced from 3 exons. The record is from RefSeq and is a predicted model, not a curated record. The coding region runs from base 227 to 871 and encodes 214 amino acids.